AUGCCGGGCAAAACAACCGCUGCCAGUACUCCGCGCAUCACCAAAUUCACCAACUGCCGCCUCGUCCGGGGCUCCAGUCUGGUUGAACAGGAUCUGUGGAUCGACUCUCUGACCGGCAAGAUCCUCAAGGACCAAGAGGCUUUCUAUGAGCUGCACCUCUCUCCCGAUGAGAUCAUUGAUCUUGGCGGCCGCAUCCUGGCCCCGGGUCUGAUUGACACCCAGCUCAACGGCGCACAGGGUUUCGACUUCUCCGUCCCCUGCGCAUCCAAGAAUGAGUACGAUCAAGGUCUGCGCCUCGUCAACCAGGGUCUGGCUCGCACGGGCGUGACCUCCUACCUGCCCACAAUCGUGAGCUCCACCCCCGAGGUGUACUGGCAGGUCCUCCCCUCCCUCGGCCCCACCGCCGCAACCCACCGUCCCCAAGACGGCGCCGAAUCCCUCGGCGCCCACGUCGAAGGCCCCUUCAUCAACCCCAACCGCAACGGCGUCCACAAACCAGACGUCCUCCGCGCAGCCCAAACCUACGACGACCUCCUCCACUGCUAUGGCGCCUCCAACCUCACCCCACCAUCCCCCCACACCUCCCCCAUCAAAAUGAUCACCGCCGCCCCAGAAGUCGGCAACAUGAUGGCGCAGAUCCCCCACAUCGCAGACUCGGGCAUCAUCUACUCCAUCGGCCACUCGGACGCGACCUAUGAACAGGCGGUGUCAGCAACGCACCAGGGCGCCCGCAUGAUUACCCAUUUGUUCAACGCAAUGCGUCCGUUUUAUCACCGCAACCCGGGCGUGUUUGGGCUUUUGGGCCAGUCGGAGCGUAGACGCCCGUUUUAUGGCGUCAUUGCGGAUGGGAUUCAUUUGCAUCCGACUUCGAUUAAGAUUGCGUAUAAUGCGUAUCCGGAUGGGUUGGUGCUUGUCACUGAUGCGAUGCGGUUGUGUGGUUUGCCGGAUGGCGUUUAUGAGUGGACGAAUGGGGAGCGCAUUGUCAAGACUGGGGCGCGGUUGACGCUGGAGGGGUCUGAUAAGAUUGCUGGUUCUUCGGCGACGCUCAUUGAGUGUGUGAAUAAUUUCCGCCGUUGGUCCGGGGCUAGUACCGCGGAUGCGAUUAAUGCUGCUACCGCUGUGCCGGCUCGCUUGUUGGGAUUGGAGAAGGUGAAGGGGUGUUUGGAUGCGGGUGCUGAUGCGGAUCUGGUGGUGUUGGGCGAGUCGGAUGAUCCGUACUCGGGGCCUACGUUGACGGUUGAUCAGGUGUGGAAGCUGGGUGUGAAGAUUCAUGAUGCUGAUAAGACGGCUGCGGUGGCUGUCUAG
Molecule: messenger RNA, 1305 nt
Organism: Penicillium daleae
Lineage: Eukaryota; Fungi; Ascomycota; Eurotiomycetes; Eurotiales; Aspergillaceae
Product: N-acetylglucosamine-6-phosphate deacetylase
Exons: 2
Coding region: 1-1305 (434 amino acids)
Biological process (GO): N-acetylglucosamine catabolic process
Molecular function (GO): N-acetylglucosamine-6-phosphate deacetylase activity
Source: RefSeq, a predicted model, not a curated record